AAAAAAAACAAAAUGAUCUGAUGCCAAAAUAUUUAAAAUAAUGCACGUUGUUUUCUGUCAUCCUACUACCACUUGUUUCAUAUAUUUCAUAAAAAAGGACGCAAUUCAAUUGACCUUUACCGGAAGCAGUUCAUCUUCAUUUCAUUUCUCCUUUUGAUUUCCCAGACUUGGUAUCAUCCUUUACACAUGCAACUACGGACGCAAAGAUGGCAGAAGCUCUUUUGGGUGCUGUUGUGAACCAAGCGGUAGCGAAAGUUAUUUCAAUUACCGCUGAUCAAAUCAGCCUUGCAUUGGGUUUCGAGAAACAGCUGAAAAGACUCGGUGAGACACUAGGAAUGAUCGAAGCUUUCUUGCAAGAUGCAGAGGAAAAGCAAACAAAGAAUAAGUCGGUGAAGUUAUGGUUAAAGAGGCUCGAAGAUGUUGCUUAUGAGGCUGUUGAUGUCCUUGAUGAGUUUGCUUAUGAAAUUCUCCGAAGGAAAGUGGAGAUUCGGAACCAAAUUCGGAGGAAGGUACUCGACUUCCUUUCUUCUAAAAAUUCCAUUUUAUUUCGUCUCAAGAUGGCUAAUAAAAUUAAGGCCAUCCUGACAUCACUGGAUGACCUUAACAACUUGGCCAGUCAAUUUGGUCUCCAACAGAGAGCUAGAGAUCCUAUAACUCCAGUUCCUGCGUAUGGAGGACCAAAGGUGGAGACAAUAUCCUACCGCGGUCACUCAAACAUGGUCGGAAGGAAACAUGAUGUUUCAAAAAUAGUUAACCUGUUAGUCAAUCCCAAAGAUAAGCAGGUUGUCUCUGUUGUGCCUAUAGUAGGUAUGGCAGGUCUUGGCAAAACUACUUUAGCAAAGCUGGUGUAUGAUGAUUUGAAUGUGAAAAUGCUUUUUGAUGUCAAAUUCUGGGUGUGUGUUUCUGAUCAUUUAGAUGUCAAGAGGAUUUUAAAAGAGAUGUUAGAGCAUUUUAAUGAUCAGAUCUCAAUUCCUCAAAAUAAGAAUGCAAUGGUUGAGAAACUCAAGCAGAAGAUUGAAGGGGCCAGAGGAGGAAAGGAUCAGAUCAAGUAUCUUCUUGUACUUGAUGAUGUAUGGGAUGUUACGGAAUGGAAGGAUCUAAAGCUUUGUUUGGAAGGAACCAGUAAAAAUGGCGGGAACGGAGUUAUUGUGACAACACGCAAAGAAGAUGUAGCAUCAACAGUGCAAGCACGUUCGGAUCAAUGGCAUCAACCAGAAAGACUAGAAGACGAAGAAUGUUGGUCCAUUAUUAAAGAACAUGCACUGAGAGACUCUCCAAUAUCUCACGAAUUAGAGCCUAUUGGAAAAGAAAUUGCUAAGCAGUGUCAAGGUGUGCCUUUGGUAGCCAACGUUAUUGGAGGGUUAAUGAGCAAAAUUCAAACCAAUGGUGUUUGGGGUUCAACAGAAAGUGUAUUAGAAGUGGAAAGUGUGUUAAAACUAAGUUUCCAUCAUUUGUCUUCUCCAUCUUUGAAGAAAUGUUUUGCGUACUGUGCCAUGUUUCCUAAAGAUUAUUGCUUUGAAAAAGAGGAAUUGAUCCAACUGUGGAUGGCUGAAGGAUUUCUUGGCAGCUCUAUGGCAAUGGUGGAUAAUGGUAACAAAUACUUGAAUGAACUUUUAUCAAAUUCCUUAUUCCAAGAUGUUACGAGGGACACUUGCGGGAAUAUUCUCACAUUCAAGAUGCACGACUCAGUGCAUGAUUUAUCUUUGUCUGUGUCAAAGUUUGAUGCUUUGAUUUUCCAAGAAAAUUCCAGUCCCAUCACAAAUGAGUGUUCUCAUAUUCGUCAUCUCAAUGUUGGAUGUGAUGGGGAAUCAUUGCCAAGAAUGUUGACAAUAGUUGCUCCGAAAUUAUACUCGUUGUUUUCAGAGAUUAAUGUGUUCAAGAAGCUACCGAAAAGCUUCAAAUUCAAAAGAUUAAGAGUCCUAAAGUUGGUCGGUUCUUAUUAUAUUUUUGCGUUGCCAGAUUCCCUUGGAGAAUUGAAGCACUUGAGGUAUUUGGACAUCUCACGGACUCGUAUCAAAGCACUCCCCAAGUCCUCAACCAAACUUUACCAUCUCCAAACAUUGAGGCUCUUGAGGCUGUUGGAUUCUUUUGUGAAAUUCACUUUUCCGGAUGGAUUGGAGAAUUUGAUAAGCUUGAAGCACUUGUAUUUUGCUAGUGAAAAGCGUCAACCAGAUAAUAUUGGAAACCUAACUUGUCUUCAAACAUUACCCGUAUUUUUUGUGGGUUCACAAAGGGGGCGUUCAAUUAAGGAGUUAGGAUCCCUAAACGAACUCCGUGGAGAAUUGGAGAUAUGCCGUUUAGGGCUUGUUAGAAACAAACAAGAGGCUAAUGGAGCAAAUCUACACCUUAAAGAAAAAUUAUGCAAGUUGAUAUUUGAUUUUGAGGGGAUUGGUGGUUAUAACAAUGAGUAAGUGAUGGAAAGUCUCCAACCCCACUCAAAUUUGCAAAGCUUAACUGUUAGCUGUUAUGAAGGCAACAGCUUUCCCUCAUGGAUGUUAAGACCUGUUGGUGAUUCUGGUUUGUUUUUGCUUAACAAUUUGAUGGAGCUGAAUUUGUUCGAUUGCCGCAAUUGUGAAAGUCUUCCACCUCUGGGCCAAUUGCAGAAUCUCCAGUUUCUUAAUUUGAGAAAUCUGCGGGAAGUGAAAAGCAUGGGUAAUGAAUUUUAUUGCAACCAAGGUAUUGAUGAUAUGAAUAAGGUGAUCAAGGUGUUUCCUGCAUUGAAAAAAUUCACCUUAAGUCGGAUGGAAAGACUAGAAGAAUGGACAGCAAUGGCGGCCACAAAGACGGUCAUGUUUCCUUGCUUGGAGGAGCUGAAUAUUUGGCGUUGUCCCUUGUUGAAAAGUGUUCCAUUAAAGGGACAAUAUUUAUCUCUUGAAAGUCUUAGAAUUUCCAAUUGCAGAGCAUUAAGCAAGAUUGGAGACGGAUUAUCUACCUCCACUUGUCUCAAAGAAUUAGAUCUAUAUCAUCUUAAUAUAAGUUUGCUUCCAGAUUUGAAA
Messenger RNA from Gossypium arboreum, 2996 nucleotides. RefSeq names its product putative disease resistance protein RGA3. NCBI's taxonomy places the organism in Eukaryota, Viridiplantae, Streptophyta, Magnoliopsida, Malvales, Malvaceae. The coding region runs from base 207 to 2411 and encodes 734 amino acids. Gene Ontology annotation, molecular function: ADP binding. Gene Ontology annotation, biological process: defense response to other organism. The record is from RefSeq and is a predicted model, not a curated record. The transcript is spliced from 2 exons.